UUAUUAAUGACUUUGUAAAGCAAAGAAAAAAUCCGAAUUGGAGAGUGAGAGUUGUGUGUGAAAUAGAAAAAAGUGACAUACUCUAGUAGUGGAAGUAGAAAAGAUUUUUGCAAUUUUUUAUUGACUGGUUGAUUUUUAUUUUUUACUACUCGCGUAUGGAACAAAUUAGUAGUACGUGGCGUUAAAAAUUUGUGUUUUUCGUUUUAAUUUCUUUAUUUUCUUAAUUUGUUGUCUUCAAUUUGGUUGUUUAUUGAACAAGGAAAAAAAUUCUGUAUGAAAAAGAAAACUACGAAUUGCUGUCUCGAAAAUUUGGUGACCAGUAAAAAUCGUUUUAUUUUUUAUUGUUUUUACUUGCUGGAGGGGAAAGUAAAGAGAAUAUCAAUCAACCAACUCAUCUGCAUAAAUAUAAUCAAAGUCAAUAAACGAUAUUAAAUAAAAUUGUCAAAAAAACCGAAAUUAUUAGGUAAAAUUAAACAAUAAAUUUAAAACAAAAUAAAAGUAAACACGAGACGAGAGUAUAAUAAUUGAGUGCUGAGCUGGUGGUGUGAUAAUGACAGAUGUUUCCGUAUCUACUAAAGUGACACCCGGCAACGACAACGAUAAUGACAAUGACCCGGAGAUGAAAGGUUGGCUUCUCAAGUGGACCAAUUACUUGAAGGGCUAUCAAAAACGCUGGUUCGUAUUAUCUAAUGGUGUUCUCAGUUACUAUCGCAAUCAGGCCGAAAUGAAUCAUACAUGUCGCGGUACCAUCUCUCUGCACGGCGCUCUUAUACACACCGUUGACUCGUGCACUUUUGUUGUCUCAAACGGCGGUACUCAAACAUUUCACAUCAAGACUGCGAACGAGGUAGAGCGUCAAUCAUGGGUUACAGCUCUGGAGCUGGCCAAAGUAAAGGCCAUUCGGGCCAUGGAAAGUGAGGAGGAAGAAGAGAAAGAAACCUAUCAAGUGGUGCCCAGUCAAGAGAUCACAACAGUAGUGCGCGACCUCACCGAUCGUUUAGAGAGUCUUCGCACCUGCUACGAUUUAAUUAAUAAACACGGUGUCGCUCUUCAGGGUGCUCUCAACGAAAUGAAAUCAAUAAAUUUGGCUGCUAGUGACGAGGAGGCCGUUAACAGUCGCAUUAAAAUUGUCAAUGAACGCGCUACACUCUUUCGCAUAACGGCAAAAGCAAUGAUUAACGCCUGCAAUGAUUAUUUACGCUCGGCCGAAUCGCAGGGUCACAAGUGGUCGAAAGCCCUACAGCAUGAACGUGAAGCGCGUCAACGUUUGGAAGAGAUUGUCGAACAGUUGGCCAAGCAACACACCCAACUAGAACAAGCCGCCAGUUUGGUGCAACACAACAAAGUAGUUCCAAAUCCACCGCCAGCUGUUCCCCAAAUAUGUGACUCAGACAUGCAGCAGAAUUGCAACUUUGCCUCCGAUGAUGAAACGGAAUUUUUCGAUGCCGAGGGAUCGGUUAUCAAUAACGAAGAAGAUUCGCCACAGAAUGGCUCUGAUAGUGGUACAUUUAUAUUGAAAAUGCCCAAUGCUGGCUCCAAUAAACAACAACAAACGGAAGUCUACAGUAGCAGCAGUUCAUCAGAAGCUGAUAUGACAGUGUUACGUUCGUUACCGCAGCAGGUCUGCGUGUUGGAGGAAAGAAAAGCAAUGGAUUCGCCCGAUAUGGCUGCACCGGCAGGUGGCGAUCCACGCAAGGUUUCUACAACAGGUAAUAAUACCUCCACAGGUGAUCAGGGUGAUGGUUCCACGUCAUCUAAUCAUCCUAAUAAUCCUCAUAAUUCAGGUGAGGGCUUUGGGGGUGCUGCUGGUAGCGGCUUCGGUGGCGGAGGUGGCAGAGACCCCAACCGACCCGGCGGCAAUCCCAAAGCUUCUGAAGAUGCCAGCUCAUCAAAGGUCGUGCGUCAACGGCGCACCCGAGUUCCGGAGAAACCUCAUUAUCCUCUUAAUCUAUGGUCCAUAAUGAAAAAUUGCAUUGGCAAAGAAUUGUCCAAAAUACCCAUGCCCGUAAAUUUCAACGAACCAUUGUCCAUGCUGCAACGCCUUACCGAGGACUAUGAGUACUCGGAAAUCUUAGAUGCUGCUGCCCGUUGCACCGAUGAAUGUGAACAGUUGGCCUACUUGGCAGCGUUUACGGUAACAGCCUAUGCCACAACGGCCAAUCGUACGGGCAAACCCUUCAAUCCCCUAUUGGGUGAGACCUACGAAUGUGAUCGCAUGGAUGAUUUAGGUUGGCGUUGUAUUGCCGAACAAGUUUCACAUCAUCCUCCCAUGGCGGCUAUACAUUGUGAGGGUCAUAAAUGGAACUGUUGGCAGGAAUUCACUAUGACUAGUAAAUUUCGUGGAAAAUAUUUACAGAUUAUACCAUUGGGUAGUGCCUAUUGUCAGUUUCCAGCAACGGAUCACAAGUACACAUGGCGCAAAGUAACAACAACUGUAAAUAAUAUAAUUGUGGGCAAACUGUGGGUUGAUCAACAUGGUGAAAUGGAAAUUACUGGCUUAAAUGGCGCAGCAGGUCUAAAGUGUAUGCUUAAGUAUAUACCCUACUCCUAUUUUUCACGUGAAACCCAAAGACGUGUUAAGGGUGUGGUCAUGGAUCGCAACAACGAAGUCAAAUGGGUUAUACGUGGCGCUUGGGAUAGUAAAAUUGAAAUCGCCCCGGCUCUGUCGACUUCUGGACCAUCGGAUAGUCCUGUCUAUGAGACGGGUGCAUAUAAAACUGUUUGGCAAAGACGCAUGCCAGCGCCAGAUAGUGAGAAAUUCUACAAUUUCACGCUAUUAGCGGCUCAACUUAAUGAAAUGGAGGAGGGUAUAGCACCUACAGAUUCACGUUUAAGACCUGAUCAACGUUUAAUGGAAGAUGGCCAGUGGGACGAAAGUAAUCGCGAAAAAUUGCGCCUCGAAGAGAAACAACGAGCCAAAAGAAAACAACGGGAAGGGGAAGCUGAAGCAGCUGCUCGCCGCGGUCAACCCUUCCCACCCUAUACACCCAUCUGGUUUUCACAAGAACGCGAAGAGGGUACCGACAAUAUUGUGCACAUACAUACGGGUAACUAUUGGGAGCACAAGAAUAAACAAGAUUGGUCAAAAUGUCCAGAUAUUUUCUAAAUAAUUAUUAUACAAUAUUACUAUGAAAAAAUUAACUAUUACAACAACAAAAA
Molecule: messenger RNA, 3159 nt
Organism: Calliphora vicina (urban bluebottle blowfly)
Lineage: Eukaryota; Metazoa; Arthropoda; Insecta; Diptera; Calliphoridae
Gene: Osbp
Product: oxysterol binding protein
Exons: 2
Coding region: 551-3106 (851 amino acids)
Cellular component (GO): cytosol; perinuclear endoplasmic reticulum; intracellular membrane-bounded organelle
Molecular function (GO): sterol binding
Source: RefSeq, a predicted model, not a curated record